This is a messenger RNA of Acanthopagrus latus (yellowfin seabream), 2189 nucleotides long. It is a transcript of the gene rbpjl, whose product is annotated as recombination signal binding protein for immunoglobulin kappa J region-like. The transcript has 14 exons. Gene Ontology annotation, molecular function: RNA polymerase II cis-regulatory region sequence-specific DNA binding; DNA-binding transcription activator activity, RNA polymerase II-specific. Gene Ontology annotation, biological process: regulation of transcription by RNA polymerase II. The record is from RefSeq and is a predicted model, not a curated record. Lineage: Eukaryota; Metazoa; Chordata; Actinopteri; Spariformes; Sparidae. Bases 306 to 1958 code for a protein of 550 amino acids. Gene Ontology annotation, cellular component: nucleus.
UGAGCUGUCUCAUCUUCAUCCUGAUGAUAGCGAUCUAGCAGACGGGUCGCUCACAGCUGGACUCGGCUGGCACUGGAUCAGACUGUGAGGGCGGAGAGAUGGAGGGUGAGAUAGAAGGAAGAAGAGGACCUGAGUUCAGGGAUGGAGAAGCUGUGACAUAACUGUGCAUCACUGGAUGUAAAGAACGUGAACCUGCAGCAGAAUGAGAAGAACAACAGGAGGAUUUUAACUGAGAAGCUGCAGAACGACGACUUCUUGAAUUCAGGUGUGAACGCGAGCAUGGACCUGACGAACGCCCCCGCUUAAUGUCAGCAGAGGCCAUCAUGGAGGAGCUGGACACGGGGGAAGAUGGCGGGAAAGAAACAUCGACCAGCCAGUCAGGGUUCCUCCCGACGGACCCGGUUCUGUUAUACCCCCCUCCUCUGUCCCCUGACCCGGUCAGCCCGCUCACUCACCUGGGGACGCUGCUGGCCGGACACGACGCACCGAGGACCGGCGGAUGGGACAGCAGACUGGACCUGGGGUUCCAAGGCUGUCAGUUACUGGGAUCAACGAGGGAACCAGGAAGAGAAGCUCAUGCGGACCAGAGCGUCACCAUCCUGCACGCCAAGGUGGCUCAGAAGUCCUACGGCAACGAGAAACGGUUCUUCUGCCCGCCUCCUUGUGUUUACAUCAGCGGUCGAGGAUGGAGAGUCAUGCAGGACCAUCUGAAAGAGGCCGGAUAUGGAGACUCUGUAUAUCGACUGUGUGGCUACAUGUGUCUGGACAGCUCCAGUCAGUCUCAGGCCGACUCGUUCAAACUGGUCUUCGAUCAGCAGCCAAACUCCAGGAUGUUCGCCUGCGCCAAGUCUCUGUUCAUCUCCGACCAGGACAAGAGGAAGCACUUCUGCCUGCUGCUGCGACUCUUCCUGGGCAACAGGCAGGAAGUGGGAUCGUUCCAGAGCAGGAUGAUCAAAGUCAUCUCCAAACCCUCCCAGAAGAGACAGUCCAUGAAGAACGCCGACCUGUGUAUCUCUUCAUGCUCCAGAGUUGCUUUGUUCAACCGUUUACGCUCACAGACGGUCAGCACUCGUUACCUCUCAGUGGACAGAGGAGCCUUCAUAGCCAGCGCCAGACAGUGGACGGCCUUCACCAUCACCCUGGUAGAGGACGGGCGUGCUGACCAAGGGGACUUUGUGCUGAGCGAGGGCUUCGUCUGUUACGGCUGUGUGGUCAAGUUAGUGUGCACCGAGUCUGGAGUCUCUCUGCCACCCAUGGUGAUCCGAAAGGUCAACAAGCAGCACGCCAUCUUAGACGUGGACGAGCCAGUUUCUCAGCUUCACAAGUGCGCCUUCCAGUUCAGAGACAACCCGUACGCAUACCUGUGUUUGUCCAACGACAGCAUCAUCCAGUACCAGGCCCCGUCCAGCGUCAGAGACCCCAGCAGGGUGGUGCUGAACGACGGAUCCUGUUGGACCAUCAUCGGGGUGGAAGCGGUGGAAUUCACCUUUAAUCAGGGUCUGGCCUGCAUCCAGACACCAGUGACGCCGUUUCCUCUGAUCACCGGGUUAGAGGUGAGCGGAGGAGGACACGUGGCCACGCUGGAGAUCCAGGGAGAAAACUUCAGCCCUCAUCUCAAAGUGUGGUUUGGAAACAGCGAGGCUGAGACCAUGUUCAAGUCGCCCAAAUCUCUGCUCUGCGUCGUUCCUGACGUCUCCGUCUUCACCGACGGUUGGCGCUGUCUGCGACGCAUCAUCACCGUCCCGCUGUCCCUCAUCCGAUUGGACGGCCUGAUUUAUCGGACGUCCUUCAGCUUCACCUACACCCCCGAGCUCCAGCCUCCUCCGUCCAUCAGAGGAGCAGCCGGAGGAGGGAAGAGAGAAGGACGGACGGAGGGAGGACAGGAGGACGACUUCCUGCUGGAGACCAUCCAUCAGGAGUUCACCAGAGCCAACUUCCACCUGUUCAUGCAGAGUUAGCUCACCUGUCUGACAGCGGCGGAGUCCUCAGGUGAAUGUUCAGAGCAAAGACACACAGAGAGAAACUGAUGUUUGUUCGUUGCUGGUUACGUGUAAAUUUGUGUGAAUUCUGGAACAAAACACUCGACGUCCUCUGUGUCCUCUUCAUCUGUGAGAUGAUUAUCAGAGCAGAAUGAAAACCUGUCGACAAGAUAACUAGAUGUAAAGUUAAUAAAGCCAUGAGAAAAAUAA